UCUAUGGUACAUACAGUACACAACCCUCAGUCAACGAUGGCUGCGCCAGCACGACCGCGCAUGCCUGAAGGAAUGCUGAAAACAUUAGCUUUUCGGGACGACGACAGACCCAACACAGCAGUCAUUCUUGUUUACCCGUUGUUAACAAAGUAAUACUAGUUGAGCGUGAGUGAACGAAUGCUUUUGCGGUCGUUGUGUGGGUCUGUGUGUGAGCGAGGCGAUGUCCAUUUGCGCGUGUGUUUGUGUGGCUAGCUGAAUGCAGUUUCCUCUAUUUUUCGGUAGACUUGUAGUCUGUGCAUCGGAUAGCAAAUCGCAAGUUCCCACCGCGCUACUACUGGACUUUUAAGCUUUCUUGACACGGAGUCCAACUAUGUCGGCGAAUAAAACAAAGAAAGUAAAAAUGGCUACUAAAUCAUGCCCGGAUUGUGACCAACAGAUUCCAGUUGCGUGCAAGUCUUGCACGUGUGGCUUUAUAUUUAUUAGCCGGAAGCUGCUCAGUGCAAAGCCAAAUGAUCGUCCAUCUUCAGCAAUAGCAGAAAAGUUGGACCCAAAACGGAGAAGAACGGAGCGCAUCCGUCGAGAUCACAUCGACUCCCCCAUGGUGAACGAUUUGGAGAACAGGAGACACUCCCGCUCCAACAGCCAGUCAGACCCCAUCCGCAGGGGGCGUGGAAGACCCAAGACGGUCGGCCUCAAAAAACCCGAAGAAGAGAAAGAAAAACAGGAGAAGGAAGUGGACAUCUAUGCAAAUCUCUCAGACGAGAAGGCUUUUGUGUUCUCGGUGGCGUUGGCUGAAAUCAACCGCAAGAUCCUGGGUCAGAGGCUGAUAUUAUAGACGCCACUGCAAUAUACAGAGCACUUUGAAUAAGUAACCUGUAAAACAUUGAGAGGAGA
Messenger RNA from Gadus chalcogrammus (walleye pollock), 894 nucleotides. RefSeq names its product chromosome 14 C16orf87 homolog (gene hdip1). The transcript has 4 exons. The record is from RefSeq and is a predicted model, not a curated record. The coding region runs from base 371 to 835 and encodes 154 amino acids. NCBI's taxonomy places the organism in Eukaryota, Metazoa, Chordata, Actinopteri, Gadiformes, Gadidae.